Messenger RNA from Nestor notabilis (Kea), 600 nucleotides. It is a transcript of the gene ELP6, whose product is annotated as elongator acetyltransferase complex subunit 6. Gene Ontology annotation, cellular component: elongator holoenzyme complex. The record is from RefSeq and is a predicted model, not a curated record. The annotation marks the transcript as partial. The transcript is spliced from 4 exons. NCBI's taxonomy places the organism in Eukaryota, Metazoa, Chordata, Aves, Psittaciformes, Psittacidae. Gene Ontology annotation, biological process: tRNA wobble uridine modification.
GGAGUCAGUCUGACAGCUGCCAAAGAACGGGGACAGCUUGUCUUCUUGGAAGGCCUCAAGUCCUGCCUUGACCUUUGGUUUGGAGAGGAGGAGGAUCAGUCAGGACAGCCCAGUCCUCUUCAGUUUAUAAGCGAGAGUGCUUCCGACCUCAAAGCCUUGUUUGACUUUGUCCGGCUGUCCCUGACUCCUGCCAGCAGUGACUCCUGGAAGUGCCCUGUGCUGCUGGUGGAUGACCUCAGUGUCCUGCUCAGCCUGGGUGCCGCACCAGUGGCGGUGCUGGACUUCAUCCACUACUGCAGGGUUGUGGUGUGCUCCCAGCUGAAGGGGAACAUCGUGGUGCUGGUUCACAGCAACGAGGAUUCCGAAGAUGAGGAAAAUGAACUGGUUGUGAACUCCCUGUGUCAUCACAGUGACCUGAUCCUGUGGGUAGAGGGGCUAGCGACUGGCUUCUGCAAGGAUGUUCACGGGCAGAUUAAAAUAACUAGGAGAGUGUCCUUGGAGCUGACAGGGGAGCAGGAUGUCGUCCAGAUCUACCAGUAUAAGAUCCAGGACAAGAACGUCACCUUUUUUGCUAGAGGGCUGUCAGCUGCAGUCCUGUGA